UUUAAUAUAUCCACGCCACGUGGCCAAGCUGUUUACAAGAUCUACUGUGGAUUCUAGCUAGAAAAUGAGUAUCCAGGAGCUCAUCUCUACAUUGCAAGCAAAGCUACAAAGGUUACAGAGUCUCCUGUCUGCUGCCGAGUCUCAAGAGCAGCAGCAUGAGGCCGAGGGGGAGAGAAGUGGGAUGAGUGUGUUGACUGAUGUUGACAAACUGCUUGAUGAAUACACUGAUAGUCUGAGCAAGAGCCAAAUCCAUGAGCCUCUCAAACAAGAGCAGAUACCUCUGGAUCCUGAUGAUAUGGAGUCUAGUAACAGUGAUCAAACUCCCUCUAUCACAAUGGGGUCGGAAAAAGACACAAGCGAUCAUACCCCUCCAUUGGACUUAAGUGAUAAACCUGCUGAUAAUCUAAGCUGUAUUAUAUUCCGAGAACACAGCUAUACCAAACACAACGUUUCCAGUCUAAAAGAAAUGACUGUUGAUCUCACUUCAAUACCUGAGGACAAGACCAAUAUUCCCAUAGAAGAGAAAUCAUCGAUACUAUUGCAUUCAACUCCAAAGACUAAAGUCCCAACUAGGUCUAGUGAACCGAUUAUCAUUACAUAUGAAAUAGACGUAAAAAAGCAGUCACCCACAGCCACACCCCCUACUGACUCGUAUAGCAACAAGACCAUACCUCCCACUGAGCCAUGGGCUAUACCUAAAGUCCCCACUAAUGAGCCGAUUAUUAUUACAGAUGAAACAGACGUAAAAAAACUGUCACCAACAGCCACACUCCGAACUGAGUCAUGUGGCAGUGAGGCCAUACCCCCCACCCCCACCGACUCGUGUACACUCCCCACUGAAUCAUGUAGCACCGACCGUGUAAAGCUUGAUGAUAGUGGUGGUUUUAAUGAUCUUCUCGGGGAGUUUGACAAUGCUGAAGAUUUCUAUGGCAUGUUUGAUGAUUUGGUUGAGAGUGAAUUGUCCAAACAGGACGCUGAUUCCAUCGCAACACAAGACGAAAAGCGUAUGAGGAGGACAGUGGCAGAGGUCGCAGAAGAUGCCAAUAUAACUGACCAUUUUGAUCCCCAAAUCUUAGGCUGCCCUUCCCCUAGUCAAGGACAUAUUGACUUACUCAAGAAAAGCUUUGGAUUCUCACGUUUCAAGCCUGAGCAAUGGAGGAUCAUUUAUUCUGUGAUAUUUGACAAGAGAGACAACUGUGCCGUCAUGGCUACAGGUUUUGGUAAGAGUCUGACGUACCAGUAUCCGGCAGUGUACAGUGGUAAGGUGGUCCUUGUGGUCUCCCCUCUCAUCUCACUAAUGGAGGACCAAGUUAUGGCUCUCAACGCUAAGGGUAUUACUGCUGUGUUACUGGGAUCUGCCCAAUCAGCCAAGACUUCUACAGUGGCACACAUUGAGGGUGGUGGAGUGCGUAUGGUGUACGUGACUCCUGAGUACAUCACCCACCAUAGAGGGCUCAUCAGCAAAAUACACAGCAAAGUGGGAAUAGUCCUAGUGGCCAUUGACGAGGCUCACUGCGUCUCACAGUGGGGCCAUGACUUCAGGGUGGACUACCGUAACCUUGGUGAUAUCCGUUCCUAUCUACCCGAUGUCCCAUUGCUGGCUCUCACGGCAACAGCCACACCCCCUGUACAGAAGGACAUUUGUUCCUCUUUGAAAAUGAAAAAUCCUCUACAAACUUGCACCACCUUGGAUAGGCCGAACCUGUACCUUCAAGUUCACCAGAGAAGUGAAUCGGUGAUGGAGGAUCUCAGAUCUCUCAUGGUGCCUUUAAAGAAAGAAGCAAGGUUGAAAUGUACUGUUUUUCGACUUGGUUUUUAUCUGUUACUUUCCAACUAUAGGUCUUUGUACAGCUUCAAGGGGUCAACAAUUGUAUACUGCCGAACAAGAAAAAUGACGGAAAAUGUUCAGGCAGAACUUCAUAAUGCUGGGGUGCACUGUGCACUGUAUCAUGCUGGGUUAACUAGACUACAAAGAAACGAAGCACAUCAAAAGUUCCUCAAAGAUGAAAUUCAGUGUAUAGUGGCUACGGUUGCUUUUGGAAUGGGUAUCGACAAGCCAGAUAUCAGAAUGAUCAUACAUUAUGGAGCUCCUCAAGAUAUUGAGACAUACUAUCAAGAAAUUGGCAGGGCUGGACGAGACAGUUACCCUAGCGAGUGCCAUGUGUUUUAUAAGCCCUCAGACUUCAAUACCAACAGAUAUUUCAUAUCUGAUCUCAGUAACGAACAGUUCAGAGAUCACAAAACAAAAAUGCUACUGAAAAUGGAAAAAUAUCUGGCUACGUCUACGAAAUGUAGAAGAAAAGUUCUUUUGGGACACUUCACAGAAAAAUUGCCCAAAGACAUGAAGAAAGGGAACGACUGCUGUGACAACUGCAGACACACUCCAAUCACCGAGGAAGCAAUCUCUGAUACUGCAAAGGCUGAAUUCUCAACUGCUGCUAAACUUCUUCUUGGCUUGAUUAAUGAUUGCCCACCUGACAAAUCGUAUGGCCUUACUAUAUAUCUUUUGAUCAUCCGUGGAUCAAAAAGUCAAAAAGUUCCUUCCUGGGCUUACAAAAGCCGAUUCUAUGGAGCUGGAGCUACACACAAAGAAAAAUGGUGGAAGGAUACGGCUGCUCAGUUAAAGAUGGAGGACUAUCUUGGUGAAACUGCUCUCAGAGGUUGCCAGGGGAGGAAUACUAUCAACCUCACUGAGAAAGGAGAGCAAUGGUUGCCUAAGUCAGCAUCCUGUCCUCUCAGUUUUGUUCCCAGUGUUGAAAAAUCCUCCAAACAAAUGGUCACCACCACACCAAAAUCGUUUCUCCCACGUCCCACCACUCUUCCGACAACCACACCCUUCUCUCCCACCGGUAGUAUCCCGACAACCACACCCUUCUCUUCUCUAACUUCUUCGUUCACCUCCCCAACAGACAAGUCAGUCAUUAUGCUACCCAUCACUGAUUACCCUCAGGGCUUCGAAACGAUUGAGAUAAAGAGAAAAAGUGUCGUACUCCCCACACUAUUUCCUGCAAAAGAUCCUAAAAUCAUUAAGCUUGAGAAUACUCUUUAUAACCGGCUGAUUCAGUUCCGGAAUGGAAUUGCUCACGAGUUGAACAUUGCACCGUUCAUGGUCGCAACCAACACUCUACUCGGAGAGCUAGCCAAGGCGAGACCGUCUUCCCUGGACACGCUAAAAAGAGUGGAGGGAGUGUCUGAUGUGUGGGUGACACGGUACGGAGAGAUAAUGCUCACAGUGAUCAAAGAUGUCUGCCGUCAGGGCGAAGGAGAAGCUCCAAUGGACGUUUUCCAUCAACAAUCUGCACAACCGGAAGAAACAUUUGUCGAGUACCCUCUGCACAAACGGCUGAAGGUCAUCUACAAAUUGACUGAUACAGAGAAAUCCAGUUACAAUCUUUUCACUGAGAAGAACCUUUCCGUGGAGGAGAUCGCUGAGCGAAGGAUUAUUUCUCCUGACACCGUCCUGAGCCACCUGGCCGGUGCCUUGGAGGCUGGCUACAUUGUGGAUUACAGAAGAGCUGGUCUAUCUGAAGAUAUGGAAGAGCAAAUCACACGUGCCAUCAGGAAUGAACCCAUCUUCUCAGACAUAAGCAAGCUCCAAUCCAUCAUGAAGCAGCUGCAAGAAACUGUUGACAAAGAUGGCCUUUUAACCUAUGGACACCUAAAGCUGACGAUAGCGGUGAUAACCGUUAAGACGGGGUUUAUUCGUCCGGGGAAGAUAUCUGGAGUCCCCACUCACAUGGCUAAUGUUUCACCACCACAGAGCUCCUCCAUCGUAGCCUCUAUAGCAGACACUCCUUCCUCUUCCUCACACUCGACCACAGUCACAGCUCCACUACCCAUCUCACAGCCGACCACAGCCACGGCUCCACCACCCAUCUCACAGCCGACCACAGUCAUGGCCAUCUCACAGCUGACCACAGCCACACCUCCACCACCUAUCUCACAGCCGACCACAGCCACAGCUCCACCACCCAUCUCACAGCCAACCAGAGCCAUGGCCAUCUCACAGCCGACCACAGCCACAGCUCCACCAUCCAUCUCACAGCCAACCAGAGCCAAGGCUGGCAAGAGAAAACUGCCCGGAAAUUUCGGAUACACCUCUCGGUACAAACCAAAAACUAAGAACAAACGAUUCUGGUAAUUAAACAGCUUUCAUAUAUUCAUAUACUCUUUUCUGACAACUAAUGCGUUGGUUUAUUAUUACUCUUCCUUCAUAUUUUAUCAAUCCAUAUAUGAACUGUAUCUAUAAUUUAUACAAAAACUUAAAUUUAUAGAUCAACCUAAAUUUACGUCUCUUUUGUUCAUAAUUAUGAUUAUUAUUGCUCUUCCCCUAUUUCUAAUCAUUAAUUUAUCAUCCACGAAUCAUAACUGUAUAUAUAUACACAAACUUGAAUUUAUGAAUGUACAUCUCUC
Halichondria panicea is the source of this 4413-nucleotide messenger RNA. Its product is annotated as bifunctional 3'-5' exonuclease/ATP-dependent helicase WRN-like. Gene Ontology annotation, molecular function: ATP binding; 3'-5' DNA helicase activity; four-way junction helicase activity. Gene Ontology annotation, cellular component: chromosome; nucleus; cytoplasm. Gene Ontology annotation, biological process: DNA replication; double-strand break repair via homologous recombination. The transcript is spliced from 27 exons. The coding region runs from base 65 to 4141 and encodes 1358 amino acids. NCBI's taxonomy places the organism in Eukaryota, Metazoa, Porifera, Demospongiae, Suberitida, Halichondriidae. The record is from RefSeq and is a predicted model, not a curated record.